UGCCAGUAAAAGAAAGAAAAAGAAGAAGAAGAAGAGAGAGAGAGAGAGAGAGGUUGGAAGCAGGGAGUAGCAGGACUUAAGGUCACUACAAGCUCUUCAUCCAAUCAACAACCGGAUAGAACCAAGACCCCGCCCUUCCUUUUUGCUUUUUCGAUAAUCUGUUGCAUUUUGGAUGUACAGCACAAUACAAAAGAAAGAUCUUUCACUACUUCCGUCUCUUUGUGACUUUAAUGUACGUUCAUGGUCUUACUUCAUGGAAGAAUUUAUAAGUUUUGUCUCUCUCCUCUGUUCACCUCCUUUGUUUUGCCGAAAACACUGAUUAGGCCUGGAUUUGGUGGCUGGAAGGAAGGAGCAGCGUGGCAUCCCUCUCCUCCUCUCAUGUCCCCUCCCUGUGUGUCCUUGCAUGUCAGUGUCCCCUCGUCAUCCCCCCUGUGUCUCACCCCACCAGCCCUCUGUGUUCCUCCCCCUCAUGCUUGGGACAGACUGGCCUCACUGUCAGACCAAUGACUGCCUGGAUAGUACUGCCUGUCAGCCUGGCUGCCUUCUCUAUCACUGGGAUAUGGAUAGUAUAUGCUAUGGCUGUAAUGAACCACCAUGUUUGUCCUGUUGAAAACUGGUCGUACAAUGUGACAUGCACAGAGGAAACAGCCAAGCCGGGCUUCCCAAAAACAUGCUGCACCAUUCAAGACAUCCCCCUCAUCAGUAAGUGUGGAUCUUACCCUCCCGAGAGCUGUCUUUUCAGUCUCGUUGGUAAUGUGGGAGCUUUCAUGGUGGUGUUGGUGUGUCUGCUACGGUAUGCUCAGAUCAUUGAGCACAGGAACCACUGUUGGCUCAACACCAGUGGACUUGUGUCUGGAUGCACCAAUGCGGUGGGACUGGUCAUGGUGGGCAACUUCCAGGUGGACCAUGCUAAAACCCUUCACUAUGUAGGUGCGGGUGCUGCCUUCCCAGCAGGCAUUCUGUUCGUGUGUUUGCAGUGUUUGCUGACCUACCGGGUGGCUGUCACCGCUCUGGACUACUGGAUGGCUCAUGUGCGUGUGGCACUGGCUACUGGUGCUCUCAUCACACUGGUUCUCAGUAUCCUUCCUUAUUGAAUAUGGCUGGAAAAUGAUGAAUAAGUGUGUGUUGCAAAUUUUUCUUGACAUGGGUUGCUUAUUUGUCUUGGCUGUUUAGACCAUAUU
Messenger RNA from Sinocyclocheilus grahami, 1181 nucleotides. RefSeq names its product transmembrane protein 150A-like. Gene Ontology annotation, biological process: protein localization to plasma membrane. Gene Ontology annotation, cellular component: plasma membrane. NCBI's taxonomy places the organism in Eukaryota, Metazoa, Chordata, Actinopteri, Cypriniformes, Cyprinidae. The record is from RefSeq and is a predicted model, not a curated record. Bases 504 to 1094 code for a protein of 196 amino acids. The transcript is spliced from 7 exons.